AUGCCUUUCAUUGCUAUCGCCAUUCUCUACCGCAAAUACCGCGCCGGCCGUAUAUCCCUACGUGCCUUCCUCCGGUUCGUUCUCAACAUGUUCCAAUAUUUGAUCCUCCACAUCACGCUUUUCUUCCUCAACAUGUGGGGGCUCUAUGUAGUCAUUGGCCACAGCACUCGUCCAACGAAUACUAUCACUUGCACCAAUACCACCUCGGUCGUCGUCAACCUCCCGAAGUAUCAGGAGGUCCGCAACCUCCCAAAGUAUCAGGAGGUCCGCAACAUUCCCCGUUGGAGGGAGGCUGGAGCUUAUCGUCAUGAAUACUCGGAGGCCCGCAUGGUCAAAAUUACGGGAUCGGUCUGGGAGUAUGUCCAUGAGCCGGUGGUGAGAGGGACUAGUGGUGUUUAUGGGGUGGAGAGGGCGCAGGGGCAGCUCGUGCAUGCCUUCCCUGCGUUGCAUGGUGCGAGGGGAAUCUGA
Morchella sextelata is the source of this 468-nucleotide messenger RNA. RefSeq lists its product as uncharacterized. NCBI's taxonomy places the organism in Eukaryota, Fungi, Ascomycota, Pezizomycetes, Pezizales, Morchellaceae. The coding region runs from base 1 to 468 and encodes 155 amino acids. The record is from RefSeq and is a predicted model, not a curated record. The transcript has a single exon.